Molecule: messenger RNA, 661 nt
Organism: Microstroma glucosiphilum
Lineage: Eukaryota; Fungi; Basidiomycota; Exobasidiomycetes; Microstromatales; Microstromataceae
Exons: 5
Coding region: 89-559 (156 amino acids)
Source: RefSeq, a predicted model, not a curated record
CGGACAAGGGGUAGAACAAGGGCGAAGUAGGAAGGGAAAAGUUGGAAACAGGGACAGGAGGAUUCAUGUCACAUAUCUACACCCACACAUGUCAUUGUUGUCAGCUUCCUACAAGAUAUCACAGCUCACGCAGGAUCUCCUAGAACACUCUGAUAUGCCUCCCAAAACGAUGAGGACCAAUGCUGAAGAAGAGGGCACGGUAUUCAAGGUUCGUUGGGGUGAAGAGCAGGACCAGAUGUUGAUACAAGAGAUGCUACAGUGGAUGUACGACAAUCGCGCAGCCAUCCGUCUUCUACCCGGGCCACAGCAAUGGCACCAAGCCAACGACUGCUCCCCUAAAGUCUUCUUCCAAUCUGUGAUCAACAGAAAGGUCAUUGCUGAGCUGAAGAAGCUUGCCAAGCAACGUGGCGUUAGCAUCGAUGAGAGCGGGACGAAGACUAGAGCCUCCCCUACGAAGAUCAAAUCUGGAAAGAGGGAGAGAGGAGAUGAUGAUGAUGGGAAGGCAGGGAAAAGGAAAGGAGGUCCAAGUCGAGGCAAGAAGGGUGCCGGGAUGGAGUAAAGCCCAGACGUGUGGCCAUAGAGAACAAAAAGCGUAGGAUUCUCUGAAACAGUCGAUUGAGCUCGUGUAGCUUGUCGCUGAAUCGGACACCCAGAACGAAUG